Molecule: messenger RNA, 1164 nt
Organism: Cannabis sativa
Lineage: Eukaryota; Viridiplantae; Streptophyta; Magnoliopsida; Rosales; Cannabaceae
Exons: 3
Coding region: 1-1164 (387 amino acids)
Source: RefSeq, a predicted model, not a curated record
AUGAAUGAAGCUCUUGAAGGUAGUCUCUAUCUUGGCCUCCCUAACAUCAUUGGUCGAAAUAAAAAAGCCAUGCUUGGCUUUAUCAAGAAUAAAGUGAUUGCUCGUAUUAAUAGUUGGGAUGGAAAAUUUUUGUCUCGUGCCGGAAAGGAAAUUCUACUUAAGACCGUUAUUCAAUCACUACCGACCUAUGCAAUGAGCGUGUUUCUCCUACCACUUGGUACUUGUAAAGAGAUAGAAAAGCUUAUGGCUAGCUUUUGGUGGAAAACAAAUUCUAACAAAGGUCGCGGUAUUAUUUGGAUGUCUUGGGAUUGUCUUGCAAUUCCUAAGGAUGAAGGUGGAAUGGGAUUUAGACACUUACAUGAUUUCAACCUUGCUAUGCUUGCAAAACAAGAUUGGCGCCUUUUGUGUAAUCCCAACUCUCUCGUUGCCAAAGUGUAUAAAGCUAAGUACUUUCCACAUACCGACUUCCUCUCAGCCAAGCUUGGCAAUAAUCCAAGCUUUGUUUGGCGUAGCAUUUGGGGGGCGCAAGAUGUUGUUCGUCUAGGUGCUACUCGGGUCAUUGGAGAUGGCACAACUACAAAUAUUUUGGGUACUUCUUGGCUGCCGAAUGUCCACAACAGAUGUGUGUCUUCAACACAUCCUGGAUUGCAAAAUAACACAGUCAGCUCUCUUAUGCAAAUGGACAACCGAGAUUGGGAUUCUGAGGUGAUUUUGGAUUUGUUUCCAACUCAUGAAGCUGAUAUUAUACUCGGCAUCCAUUUGACAAACACUAUUAGACCUGAUUUCUGUGCCUACCAACUGCUGCAAACUGAAAAACCAGCAGUCCCAACACAGAAUAAUUCUGGUUUUUGGCGUAAAUUCUGGCACUUAAAGAUCCCACCAAAGGUGCUAAAUCUUCUAUGGCGUGCUAUCACCGACUCCCUUCCCACAUGUGUGAAUCUUGUAACUAAAUAUGUGCCCAUUUCUGCUCAAUGUCCGGUCUGUAGAACCCAACCCGAGACAGCCAUUCAUGCACUUGUGCAUUGUUCUUUUGCUGCUGACUGCUGGAGAUCCUUCGGUCUUCCUAUAAACGCAGCUGCUUCCUCUUCUUUUGGCGGCUGGUUCGAAAGCUUGCAGCAAACAGGAGACAAUGAUCAGUUUGGAACAAAAAGAAUUCUUCUGUAA